CUCGGCUCAGCUCCGUGAACGCGGGAAGUACGAUGCCGGUUGUGCAUGUAUAACAUAACAUCUAAGUCGUCUGCCAAUUUAGCGCUAGGAAUAAAUGCAGGGUAGACUGCUACACUCGUCCAGAGUCUUAAGGUGUUGACAGCGGUUAUGCCAGUUUUGUCUGUAAAAUCCAAAAGGUUGAAAACUUGCUCUAUUUAUUUUCCUCUAGUUUCCCAAACAAACUGGCUGCUUGCUAGCAAGCUCAUGCCAGUUCAAAUAACGUAAAGGAAGAUGCCCCCGAUUACUCUAAGAGGGAUAACUAUAGAGUUCCCUUUCACUCCUUAUGAAUGCCAGAAGGACUACAUGAACAAGGUCAUUGAAUGUCUGCAAAACAAGGUAAAUGGGAUUCUCGAGAGUCCAACCGGCACAGGCAAGACCCUUUGUCUGCUGUGUGCGACUCUUGCCUGGAGAGACUACUUCAAGGACACCAUUUCGGCUCGGAAGAUCGCAGAAAAAAUGGGCGGAGCCGAACUGUUUCCGGACAGACCCAUGUCGUCUUGGGGGACUGCUGCGACAGACGGAGACACACCCACGUAUUACACCGACAUCCCGAAGAUUAUCUAUGCCUCUCGGACUCAUUCCCAGCUGACCCAGGUUAUCAAUGAGCUGAAGAACACGUCGUACAGGCCCAAAGUGUGUGUGCUGGGCUCCAGGGAGCAGCUCUGCAUCCACCCUGAGGUGAUGAAGCAAGAGAGCAACCAUGUCAAGGUGCACAUGUGUAAAGCGAAGGUGUCGUCACGCUCCUGUGUCUUCUACAACAAUGUUGAAGAAAAGAGCACCGAUAAGGAACUUGCCAACUCCAUCAUGGACGUGGAAGACCUUGUGAAACUGGGCAACAAGCAGAGGUUCUGUCCAUACUAUCUGUCUCGAGCGCUGAAGCAGCAGGCUGACAUCAUAUUCAUGCCCUACAACUACCUCCUGGAUCCCAAGAGCCGCAGAGCACAUAACAUUGAGCUGAAAGGGGCUGUGAUCAUUUUUGAUGAGGCCCACAAUGUGGAAAAGAUGUGCGAGGAAUCCACCUCCUUCGACCUGACGCCCUACGACAUGGCGUCCGCCAUCGACGCGGUGGACAAGCUCUUGGUAGAGCAGGCAAGGGACGCUGGGAAAGAGGGGGUGUCCGAGGACUUCAACGUGGAAUCUCUGAACUCCGGUUUGAAGUUGGACAUUACGGCUAUUGCGAAAAUAAAACAAAUUCUCCUGGACCUCGAGGCUGCUAUCGAUUCCUUUGAUCUUCCUCAUGACAAAGGGAUGACCAAGCCUGGGAGCUUCAUAUUCGAGCUGUUCCAGAGGGUCCAGCUCACCUUCGACACCAAAGCGGCCGUCUUGGAAGCUCUGGAGCAGAUUCUGGGCUAUCUGGCUGGGCGACCCGGCGUCUUCCUGAACACAUCUGGAUUGCAGAAGUUGGCAGACAUCAUUCAGUUGGUGUUCUCCAUAGAACCACCGGAGGGCGUUGCAGGGAAGCGCAUUGAAACAACCACUAAGCAGUUCAAGGUUCAUAUCCACCGGGAUACCAGCCAGCAUCGGAAAAAGCCAAGCACGGACAUAUGGUCUUCAUCAUCCUCAAAGAAACAAGGGAACAUCCUGAGUUACUGGUGCUUCUGCCCCGGGUUCAGCAUGCAGGAGCUGGUCCGCCAGGGCGUGCGAAGCAUCAUCCUGACCAGCGGCACCCUCUCUCCCCUCUCCUCCUUCACCUCCGAAAUGCAGAUACCCUUCCCGGUGUGUCUGGAAAAUCCGCACGUUAUCCAGCGAGACCAGAUCUUUGUCACCGUCAUCGACAAAGGGCCUGACGGUGUGAAGUUGAGCUCAGCCUUUGAUCGAAGGUUUGUUCCUGAAAACAUGGCUUCGCUAGGCAACACUGUCGUAAAUUUGGGACGAGUUGUUCCUCACGGCCUUCUGGUGUUCUUCCCCUCUUACCCUGUGAUGGAUAAGACCGUUGAAUUCUGGCGGGCUAACGGGCACGCCGACCGCAUAGAGAAACUGAAGCCCAUGUUUGUGGAGCCGCGCGGCAAGGGGACCUUCACGGAGGUGAUCGACGGCUAUUAUGGUAAAAUCGAUGAUCCUAAAUCAAAAGGAGGCAGUUUCUUUGCUGUAUGCAGAGGAAAGGCCAGCGAAGGGCUGGACUUCGCUGACACCUAUGGUCGAGGUGUUGUCAUCACGGGCCUGCCGUUCCCGCCCAGAAUGGACCCGCGAGUCAUUCUGAAGAUGCAGUACCUCGACGAAAUGUGUAGAAAAGCUUUGAGUGGAGUCAGGUAUUUGUCAGGGCAAGAAUGGUAUCGACAGCAGGCGUCACGGGCAGUGAACCAAGCCAUUGGCAGGGUGAUCCGACAUCGAGACGAUUACGGAGCGAUUUUUCUGUGUGAUCACAGGUUUAAGAGCACAGAUGCUCGCUCUCAGCUGCCUUCCUGGGUGAAGCCAUACAUCCGUACGGACGAAAACUUUGGAAACGUGGUCCGCGAUGUGGCACAGUUCUUCAAAGUUGCUCAGAAACUGAGACCCCUGCCGGAGAAGAAGGCCCCCACAGCCGGGUCAGAAGCUGGGUCCCCCAGUUACGGGUACCGCCAGUCCUCCCAGACUACCCUUAGCUCCUUCAUGCCCAAGGCCAAAGUCCUCGACUCCCACGUUCCCAGCCUCAAGAGGCGGAGGCUCGAUGACCACUCUUCGGGGGGUGGCACGGCCAGGCUCUGUAUCCAGUAUGAGGCGGAAAUGGACGACAGGAGGAAGCCCACUGGUCUUCUGGACGCUCUGGAGGUCAGCGACCGGAUAACCAGGCGGGAAGACAAGGACCACCUGCCGGGCGAGGAAAAGCAGGCCAGCCGGCUGUCAACCCUCUCCCUGCAGCAUGACAAACGCAUGGAUGACGAAUCGAGGGGAGGGAGGCGCAAAAUCCGAUUGGUCCAGGAGUGGAACAAAGCACUUCCCCCAAGUUCUCAAGAGGAAACCAAGGCAGAAAAGGCCAAAGUGUUUCUUGCGGCAGUGAAGCGGUCACUGAGUCAGGUGAACUUCCAGCAAAUCAUGCAGGCCCUGCAGACCUACAAGAGGGCAGAUGAUCUGGACCAGCUUCUGGCCGUGGUGGUGGAGCUGUUCACGGAAGACGCAAACACGCACGCCCUUCUGAGAGAGUUCUACCAGUUCAUUCGUCCUCAUCACAAGAAGCGGUUUGAUGAGACGUGCCGGGAGCUGACGGGGAUCGGAUGCGGCUACAAGCCAGAGCACUCACUGUCCAAGGAGGAGAAGGAGACUCUACUGCUGCAGAGAGCAAAAGCUGAAAAACCUGUCCCCCUGGCUGCCAGGGAACAGCUGAACACCAGCGCUUUCCUGAACAAAGGAGGCUCCCACCUGUGUGCCCUUGGCCCCAGCCCUGCAAAUGGCGAGCCACCGUCUCAGAAGAUGGACUCAGGCCCAGGCCCAGGCCAACCUAUGCAGAAGACCCAGAUCCAUUCCGCUUUUCUAAACGACGUCAAAAACGCGAUCGGAGCCGAGAAGUCUAAACUGCUGUUUAAGGCGGUUCAAGACUACAAGAAGACAGACAAUUAUGAAAACAUGGUCUCGGAGGUCGUGAGUUUGUUGACCGAGAAGUCGGAAGAUUUCUGUCUACUUAGAACCUUCGCCAUGUUCGUCCGGCCUCAGCACAAGUCGCAGUUCCUUGGCAUGCUGAAGGACCUGGCCGGGGGAGACACGGCCCCGUCCUCCCUGGCUCCAGCAGCGGAGGAUCCACAGGUGUACCUGGAAACUCCAGGUUCCAGUACUGCGUCAGCGCCAGGACAAAGCAAGAUCUCCACCUUCUUCUCUUCCAGUCUGAGGAAUUAGUCGGCUGGGGCCACGUCAUGCCGUCAGAGUUCUCCGCCCAGAAGGAGGUCCUUGGGCUUCUCAAAUCUGCUCCGAUUGUCUCAACAUUUCCAGGACCUCCUGCCUCGGGCGGGAGGGGGGCAAAGCAGCUUUACUUUUAAGUGUGUGGUGGUUAAAUGGCAUCCAUGGGAAUACAUGUUUUGCAAGCCAAGAAAUUGCCUUUUUAAUGAGGUUAGAUGUACACCGCGCCCCCUCCCAUGGCUGGAAGUCUGCAACGGACCACCCAGCCGGUUUUUCUGGCUUACAAACCGUAAUGGAGUAUGGUCCUAUGCUACGCUUUAAGGAGAACCAGGAUUUCAGUUUGAACAAUGAAUUGCUUAAUUUCAUCAUUGUGUGAUGAAUGACUGCAAAUGGGUUGGGGUUCUCUCAGGAAAUUACAAUUUUAAGAUUAUAGUGCGGACUUUUCUUUUUGUAUUUGUUACAACUUGAAAAUAUUAAAAUUGAUAUUAAAAUUAUUUUCUAAAAAGGACAGUUAUCUGCUGCAGAAACAUUGGAUCCCACAUGAACCAAUUCACUUGCCUACGGUAUGUUGACUUGUUAAAACUUGGAGUGGCAUAGUGUUUUCUCAUUCACAUUGAUGAAAUGGUGUGGGACUAAACCGUUUUGACAAGGUCGUGGCAGUUUGUGGAUUUCGCGUUUACUGACAUGUCUGGACAGUUUUGUUUUUAUUUUAAUUUUAAUUUCAUUUUUUCUCUUCCGAAGAUAAUAUGGUCAAAUAAAUAAACCAACAAACAAACUGGGCCCUAAAACGGUUACCAGCCAACAUAAA
Conger conger (European conger) is the source of this 4654-nucleotide messenger RNA. RefSeq names its product regulator of telomere elongation helicase 1 (gene rtel1). Gene Ontology annotation, cellular component: nucleus. Gene Ontology annotation, biological process: negative regulation of DNA recombination; DNA repair; regulation of double-strand break repair via homologous recombination. Gene Ontology annotation, molecular function: DNA helicase activity; ATP binding; DNA polymerase binding. The coding region runs from base 271 to 3846 and encodes 1191 amino acids. The transcript has 33 exons. Lineage: Eukaryota; Metazoa; Chordata; Actinopteri; Anguilliformes; Congridae. The record is from RefSeq and is a predicted model, not a curated record.